This is a messenger RNA of Geodia barretti, 774 nucleotides long. The record is from the annotation of a GenBank genome assembly. NCBI's taxonomy places the organism in Eukaryota, Metazoa, Porifera, Demospongiae, Tetractinellida, Geodiidae.
AUGGUAACCGGGCAUCGGUUUUCGGAACAGGAGACCGAAGAAUACUACGACGCUGAAGAUGUGAUCUACCGCUCGAUUUGGGACGCCGACGGGAGCGUUCACUGGGGUGUCUUCGAUGGACAACCCACGAGCGACGAUCGCAUUCGUGAGGAGUUCCUCACCGCCGGCAUGCGGCUCAACGAGUUGAUGGUGGAAUACUCCAGCAUCGACUCCAGUUCCCGAGUGCUGGACGUCGGCUGCGGCAACGGCGCCACCGCGACUUGGCUGUCCCGCGCCAGCGGAGCCCACGUGACCGGGAUCGACCUCAGCGGCGUGCGCAUCGAAAACGCGGUAGAGUCCCUGGACCGGGUCCCCGAGUUGGCCGGCCGGCUGGCGUUCGAGAAAGCCUCGGCUACCGAGUUGCCGUUCCCUGACGGAACUUUCACCCACGUCUGGAGCCAGGCCACCGUCUAUCACGUUCCUGACAAGGACAAGGUCCUGCAAGAGGCCUACCGCGUUCUCCAGCCGGGCGGCUCAUUGAUCUUCGAUGACCUGACCAAGCCCACGCAGGACAUCAGCGAAUCGGCGCGCAAGUUUGUUUACGACCGGCUGCUGUUCGAUACCGACUUCAGUUUUUACUCGUACAUUGAAGCGCUCAGAGAGACCGGCUUCAAGGGUCCAGAGGGCUAUCAGGACCGGUUCGACUACCUGUGCGACGCCUAUAUGAAGACGGUCGAAGCCAUCAACAACGACGAGCUCGGGUGGGCGCAGUACCUCUGCAUCAAGCCGGCCUAG